AUGAUUUCCUCCCUACUUUUUCUGCUAGUCUUCUCCUCUAUUACUACCGCAUGUCCUGGACUUUUUAACAUGUUAGGUGGAGCUGGAGGCUGUGGUGGUGGCGGGGGAUGUGGUGGAGGUGGCGGAUGCGGAGGGGGUUGUGGGUACGGUGGUGGUGGAGGGUGUGGAUAUGGAGGAGGAUAUGGGUGCGGAAUACCACCGCCUCCACCACCACCCCCGCAGUGCGGCUGUGGCAGGAAGAAAAGAUCUCUUCCGGAGAAACCGACGUUCUUUGGAAUUUCUGCGUCGGGGGAUGAUGUGAUGUGCAACACGCCAGAGUUGAAGAAAAUUAUUGCAAGGAAUAUGCAAGACUCCGCUAUGGAUUCUUCGAAAACCGUAAAUGCAGCGUUGGAGAAUAAGAAGCUUCAGAGAUUCACAGUGAUUUGCUCGGAGAACCCGUUCGUUUUCUCCAUCCGUGCCGACACAGCCUAUUGUGGGGUACAGAGAAAUGGCCAUAAUUGCCAUGUGUUUGCUAUGUGA
This is a messenger RNA of Caenorhabditis elegans, 519 nucleotides long. RefSeq names its product Ground-like domain-containing protein (gene grl-29). The transcript has 3 exons. The record is from RefSeq and is marked reviewed. Bases 1 to 519 code for a protein of 172 amino acids. NCBI's taxonomy places the organism in Eukaryota, Metazoa, Nematoda, Chromadorea, Rhabditida, Rhabditidae.